Notodromas monacha is the source of this 2086-nucleotide messenger RNA. Lineage: Eukaryota; Metazoa; Arthropoda; Ostracoda; Podocopida; Cyprididae. The record is from the annotation of a GenBank genome assembly.
GGCCCAUGUGCUGCAACGCGACGUCGUCGAGCUGACAAUGCCAAGCGAUUGGACUUUAAUAUCGCAGCAGCCAUUGGGAAACGGUGUCGGGAAAGAACUGGGAUGAGGCUUUUGGGUGUUGACGUGGUGGUCGAUUCCACGACUGGUCACUACGGCCUCAUUGAUAUCAACAAAUUCCCGGGAUACGAGGGUAUGGAGAACUUGGCCCAGCACAUGGCCAAACUAUUGCUGCAAGUGCUUAAAGAACGAGAUGCCGGAGCAUUCAUCCUUGGGUCUUCUGAGCAUCACUGCCAGAUGGAUUAACCGCAGACUUGGAAUUUUAUUUUCAUACUCACCCCCAAUGUGUUAACUCACCCCGCCCAAUUUUUGUUUUGUUUUUAUAAUGCCAACGCAAGUUGCGAAACUGCUGCAGAUAUUCAUUCAUCUCAGGAAGAAGAGGGAUGAGGAGAGAGAUUUAAACGAAGGGGGGGCUAUUGGUUUUGUACGGAUUCGGGAAAAAGGAAAAAAAAAAAGAAGAACCCUGGUACUUUCAGUGUGAUAUAACCUCUGCAUUACUUGGGUUUCUCCGCAGUUCAAUAAAGAGAGCAGGAAUACUCACGGAUGUCGGAAAAGAAAAAGGAAAAUCCGAGGCUUGAGAAGGAUUACUUUUGCUUGAAUAUUUCAUUCAUUUUCUUUCUUGGCAUAUCUUGGUCUUUCUUUUAUUUUAUGGAAAAAAAGAGGUGUGUGAUCUGUAUGGUGUGUCUCAGGAGGUGCUGGGGGUGGUGUGAAGAUGUCGCGCUUUGUCCUGAAGCCGUCUGCGCUGAGCAAACAGGCCUCUAAGCUGGAGUAUUAUGCUACUGAUGACGCAGUGGGGAAGCUUUAUUUGGUGAUGAAGUUGGUCAUCAAGGGGCCAGCGAAAGGAUUCUAUUUUGGGAGUUUUGACUUGAGCAAACAAGCAUUUUUGUUGUGGGGAAUGGAAGAAUUACAGGAAAUUGUAGUUGGAAGUGCAAAAAAGCCGCGACUGGACACAGACAAGGAUCCGGAAGAAACAGACGAGAAGAGCAAAUCCGAAGAGAAACGGAAUGAAAGUGAGAACCAGAACCCCAAGACGGGUGAGAUGGUGAAAUUGCCUGCGGCCCCGGUCUUUAUGCCAGACACACCCGUGGUUCUCCCACCCUCGGCAACUCCUUCCCAAUUUAUCUUUGGCACAAACGUGAGAGACCGUGUGGUUGGUGUGGAUCUGAAUGCCGAGGAUGCCAACAAGGAAGACGAUUCCGAGAACAAUGGUCUCAACAAUGGCGAAAAGAAGGCUGAGGAACCUGAAUUGAGCAAUAAUGAAUACCAGUUACCCUUCAAGCUCUUCGAAAUCGACGAUGAACGCAAGGUCCGCUGCUUUUACGAAAAGCGAAUGGCUCAAGAAGUAGAAGCCGACUCUAUUGGCGAUGAGUGGAAGGGCUACGUGUUCCGCAUCACCGGCGGCAAUGACAAACAAGGCUUCCCCAUGAAGCAAGGCGUGUUGACCAACCAGCGAGUUCGUCUUCUGAUGAAGAAGGGCCAUUCCUGCUACCGGCCGCGUCGCAAUGGUGAACGGAAACGGAAAUCCGUCCGCGGAUGCAUUGUCGACGCCAAUAUGUCUGUGCUGAGUUUGGCGAUCAUCAAGAAAGGCGAACAGGAAAUUGCUGGAUUGACUGACGUGAAUGUGCCUCGUCGUCUUGGUCCCAAAAGAGCAAGCAAGAUCCGCAAACUGUUCAACUUGACGAAGAAAGACGACGUUCGUCAAUACGUGAUCAAGCGUCCUUUGCCAGUGAAAGAUGGCAAGAAGCCUAGUUUCAAGUCUCCGAAGAUCCAGCGUCUCGUUACUCCUCUCGUCCUUCAGCACAAGAGGCAGAGAAAGGCUGAGAAGAAGAAGCGAGAGGUGCGAAGGAAAGACCAGGCUGCGGAAUACGCCAAGGUUCUCGCUGUUCGUCAGAAGGAAGCUGCCGAAAAGAAGAAGUUGGAGAAGAGUAGGCGUCGGUCUGCCUCAACUAGGGAGUCCAAGACCUCUGUUUCCUCCAAGUGAACUCUAGAUUGUGGAUGAAAUGCAAUUGUAUUUGCCGCACGCCGAGCA